AUGGACCCACGACAUCACCUGGACCGAAGGGGUUCAGUUGGUUGGGUCGUUUGGACCCCGGUGAAAGCCCCAACGCGCGACCCACGACUUGGGCAGCCAAGAGUUGCUCAAAAAAGUCUGAAAGCCUUGCUUCUUGCCAACCGUUUUCUGCUCGAAAUCGCUGGACGAAUGCUCGACCUGCUGACCUUGCUUUCGGCCGCCGGUCUCCAACAGGAGCUGGAAAAAGCCAAGGAGAAGACGGGAGAAGUCAUCAAAGAGGAGACCGUGGAGUCGGAUUUCUUGGGCUCCUGUGCUGAGCAGAUGGCCGAGGCCAUGGAAGGCUUCGAACGCCUGGUCGCACAGGGCUUCAGCGGAAGCUCGCAAGAAGAGAUGGUGCCGCCCAAGAAGGUCUGA
Molecule: messenger RNA, 393 nt
Organism: Durusdinium trenchii
Lineage: Eukaryota; Dinophyceae; Suessiales; Symbiodiniaceae
Source: the annotation of a GenBank genome assembly